UUUAUUGUUGUGUGGUUUUUGGGGUGCCGGGCCCGCCCUGGGGCCGAGGGGAGGCGGUUCCCUCCCGGCCGCCCUCCUCUCAGCGCCGCCCUCCCGCCUUCCCUCCCCUUAGCGCCUGCGCCUCCCGGGCCCCAUCGCGGGAUGUGGCGGCGACUGGCUGGGCUCCUGCUCGCCUUCGCGGCCGCCACGGUCGCCCUCUGGCUGCUGUCGGCCCGGCUGAGCGCGGGGCAGGCGGGCAGGCCGCUGCGGUUCCCCUCGGACCUGGAGGAGCUGCGGGAGUUGGCCGAGGCCCUGCGGGACUACGAGAGGCAGCACCGGGGAGCGGCGCUGGCCCUUUUCUGCGCCGCUUACCUCUACAAGCAGAGCUUCGCCAUCCCCGGCUCCAGCCUCCUGAACGUCCUGGCCGGAGCGCUCUUCGGGCCCUGGACCGGGCUGGUGCUCUGCUCCGUCCUGACAUCGGUGGGAGCCACCGUCUGCUACCUCCUAUCUGCAGCCUUCGGGAAGCACUUGGUCGUCUACUACUUUCCUGACAAAGUGGCCCUGCUCCAGAGGAAGGUAGAAGAGAACAGGAGCUGUUUGUUUUUCUUCCUCUUGUUCCUGAGGCUGUUCCCCAUGACACCCAACUGGUUCCUGAAUCUCUCGGCUCCCAUUUUAAACAUCCCGGUGUCCCAGUUCUUCUUCUCCGUUCUCAUCGGUCUUACACCCUACAAUUUCAUCUGCGUGCAGACGGGAGCCAUUCUCUCCCAAAUCACCUCUUUGGAUGCCAUUUUCUCCUGGGACACGCUGCUCAAACUGCUUGCCAUGGCCAUGGUCGCGUUGAUACCGGGGACCCUCAUCAAGAAAUACAGCACGAGGCACUUGAAGCUGGAGGAGGACAAGCAGCUGCUCAAUGGCAAAAAGAGUUUGUGAUGGCUCAGGUCCCCCAGAGGUUGGGGGACGGCCCCGCCGAAGCUGCGGGAUGCCUUCUGCAUGCUCUGUGCCACCAUGGACCAAGGACAAUUUGCAGUUUUUAAUCGUUCUUCUCGCCUAAGAGGAGGUGUAAGGUUUUUUAUUUUUAAUGAAUGUAUAACUGUGCGUGUGUCUGCGCGGGGAGCUCUCUACAGGGGCUCUGCCAACACCUGGAAGUGAACGUGCCCGUUUCCUUUGAAUCAG
Calidris pugnax (ruff) is the source of this 1152-nucleotide messenger RNA. It is a transcript of the gene TMEM41A, whose product is annotated as transmembrane protein 41A. The coding region runs from base 142 to 909 and encodes 255 amino acids. The record is from RefSeq and is a predicted model, not a curated record. NCBI's taxonomy places the organism in Eukaryota, Metazoa, Chordata, Aves, Charadriiformes, Scolopacidae. The transcript has 5 exons.